Molecule: messenger RNA, 660 nt
Organism: Penicillium cosmopolitanum
Lineage: Eukaryota; Fungi; Ascomycota; Eurotiomycetes; Eurotiales; Aspergillaceae
Product: Mg2+ transporter protein CorA-like/Zinc transport protein ZntB
Exons: 3
Coding region: 1-660 (219 amino acids)
Biological process (GO): metal ion transport; transmembrane transport
Cellular component (GO): membrane
Molecular function (GO): metal ion transmembrane transporter activity
Source: RefSeq, a predicted model, not a curated record
AUGUGUGGAAAAGCUGCAGAAGACUCCCUACAUGACGCAAAAGACGACAUAUUCCUGACGAAAUUUACCAAUGACUCUUUGGCGAUUGGAACAUAUCAAGCGGGUAUUCCGGAACUUGUUCUCGCAGUUCAAGUUCUCAUGCGCGAUUUGCGUUGCCGAGAUAGCGAAAAUUACACAGUGAACCUGGUUGAAAUAUACCAUGAUUACAUUCUAGUUGUUAGGAAGCCAAAAUUAUCACCAGCCCAGGUCAUCGACUUUUGUCAGAAAUACGACUCGCUAUGUAGGAACUUGACAUUAUCAAGAAGUUCAGCAGGUCCCAGCAGCUUCUGUGUACCAAUUGCAGAAGCUUUAUUCCCCUUAUUCAUUCCGGAUAGCCACAACCUCUCUGGCGUCGAAGCACGACAGGAGGAUCAUGGCAAGGCUAUUUCUGUUUUCACCAUUGUGACUGUGAUUUUCCUACCCUUAUCAUUCGUGACAAGCUUCCUUGGAAUGAACACAACAGACAUCCGGGACACAGAUAAUACGCAAAUUUUGUUUUGGGUGGUGUCUUUGUCGCUGACAGCACUUAUAACUGGGCUCUCCCUACUCAUUGGUCUCAAAGGAAAUGAGAUCCAAGAGUUCAUAUAUUCUCGAGGGUGGUUCAAAACGGGAAGUCAUUGA